AGUGACUCAAACAGGAUGGAAAAAGAUGGCGGUGACGACGACGGAAAUCGCACAGAACCUGAAAACCCAAGGACACCUGAUUCCAGUCGCGAAGGAACACCAGAUUGGAAAGAAACGUGCAUUGGUGUUUGGUCGAGAAGUACGAAGGGCCGUCAAGUUACAGAGGCUGAACCAGACAAGAUCUGUAAUGGUAUAAGUUUUGUCGUAAUCAACAAACAUACAGACCUUCGAAAAGUGAAGCUCAGUAAGACAAGAGGACUUCAGAUUGUAGUUCGUGAAACAGAGAUUACAGUACCUCCUCCAAAAGCUCAUGAUCACACACACAUCAGAAUUGAAAGGGACGAAGAUGACAAACUCCAAAAGAAUGAUGAGGACAGUGGAAAUUCUGCAGAAGAACAAGAGCCUUCUUUGACUAGAAGAGUGAUGGACGUUAUGAUGAUGAAGAAAACAAACUUGGAGAAAAAUGUCGAACAUUACAAAGCCGAGGGAGUCAAGCUUACAGGUAUAUGUAUGAAACAACAAUGUAGUCAGUUCAGGGAAUUUGAGGGAGUGUAAGAAUCUACACGGAGAUUGAUUCUUUGACCAUUUCAAUGUCUGAGCUUCUUUGAAGCUACAUUGUUUUUGAUCAGCACCAAGAAUUCCAACUUCUUGGCAGCCUCAAAUUUUCCCGAGAUCUGAUCGGCUGGUUUUAAUCAUCACGGCAAUGAUCUUUCAUGUAGCAAAUAUUUUUCUUCUACUUCAAAUACAUGCGU
Orbicella faveolata is the source of this 752-nucleotide messenger RNA. RefSeq lists its product as uncharacterized. The record is from RefSeq and is a predicted model, not a curated record. NCBI's taxonomy places the organism in Eukaryota, Metazoa, Cnidaria, Anthozoa, Scleractinia, Merulinidae.